CCCUGUUCGCUAACCGUCAGGCAGUAAAGCACAUGCUUUUGAAUGUUAGCCCACCGAAAUAAAGGUUCUGUGGUUCACACAUCGAAAGUUUGCGCCACGCGCUCUUCAUUACAUCAGGUGAAUAUUACAGUGAGCGAGCCAAGGAGCUGGAACAUAAACAGGAAGCUGGGAAAGAACUCAGAUGCUGAAGUCUGAUGAAACUGCUAACGCUACUCAGAAUGCAUUGAAAUCUGUGUAACACCAGCAGCGGUGCACCGGCGUAAGAUAAACUUGAUCACCAGUUGCCUUUUUGAAGGAAGUAGUCAUCAGCCCUUUCAUCAUGUCAUUACUCACACACGUGUUGGCCUGCCUGUUUGGCAUUGGCUCAUGGGUGGCCAUAAACGGGAUGUGGGUGGAGCUACCUAUGAUUGCCCCUGAGAUUCCAGAGGGCUGGUACCUGCCCUCCUACCUUACUAUAAUUAUCCAAAUGGCCAACAUCGGCCCCCUCUUCAUCACACUCAUGCACCGCUUCAGACCUGGAGCACUGGACGAGCGACCUGUUAUCUACACCAUUGUGGCAGUUGGUGUGGUGGCCACUUUCCUCCUUGCUUUCUUCUGGAAGUACACACUUACUUUUAGAGAUGGCGAGCACAGUGCUGCCUUACUGUCUCUCAGCUUCCUGUUGUCUGUAGUGGACUGCACCUCCUCAGUCACCUUUCUACCCUUCAUGAUGCGUCUACAGCCCAAGUACCUCACCACCUACUUCAUUGGGGAAGGUUUAAGUGGGCUGGUCCCAGCACUAGUGGCUCUUGUCCAAGGUGUGGGUUUGGUCCACUGUAAAAAUGUUAGUGCUAUCGCAAAUUUUAGCAUGGGUAACUCAUCCUGGGAUUCUGAUGGAGAAUUACAAGCCAUCUACCAGCCAGCCAACUUCUCUGCUCAGGUUUUCUUCUUGUUCCUCAGUGCUAUGAUGAUAGUGUGCCUGUGCGCCUUCCUGUUACUCAACCAUCAUCCAGCUGUGGCAUGGGAACACAAGAGCAAAGAUUAUAUUGUUGAGUCUCAGCAGGUGGAGAAGAUUGAUAUGAGCCAAUCCUUGAAGAGGGAAACUCCAGAAGAGAGGCCAAUGUUAGAUACUCCGGAAAGCCUGGUAAUUCGCCGCAGCACAUUUGGAAAAGGGACCUACAGCAGAACUGAGCUGGUCUUUAUUUUUGUGGUUUUGGCCUGGGUCAAUGCAUUGACCAAUGCAGUCCUUCCCUCAGUCCAGUCUUACUCUUGUUUUCCUUAUGGAAAUCAGGCCUAUCAUCUAGCAGCAACCUUGUCCACUGCAGCCAAUCCGGUAGCCUGCUUCAUUGCCAUGUUUGUACCAAUCAGGUCUCUGAUGCUGAUGGGGGUUCUAACAUUGACUGGCACGGGGUUUGGAGCAUACAUAAUGGCCAUGGCAGUACUAAGCCCUUGCCCUCUGCUCAUCCAUCAUGACCUAGGAGCAGCACUCAUUGUCAUAACCUGGGUCAUUUUUGUCCUAACUUUGUCCUAUGUGAAGGUGAUGAUUGGGGUGAUCCUGCGAGAUGAAGGUCACAGCGCCCUCCUUUGGUGUGGAGCUGUAGUGCAGCUUGGCUCUAUGUUAGGUGCCCUGACAAUAUUCCCUUUGAUUAGUGUUUAUAGACUUUUCCAAUCAGGAGAUCCCUGUAACACCAGGUGCCCUGAAUAAAAGCAAGCAUUUUUCUGAUGGAUUCAAGGCAAACUACUAAUGUGUAAGUAAAGUAAAACCAAACAUGUUUCAAGAAACACAUUAGAAUGUUACUGUUAUUUUACAAUAUCCAAGCUACUGUAUUGUUAAAAAAAAAAAAAAAAAAACUUUUGGUUGUCAUGUAGUUUUUAUACUGGUACAUUAUGAUAGAUAACCCAUAAACAAGCCUCUACACUAAGUCCCAUACAGUGUUACUGUUAUCUAUUAUGACAAUUUUGUUAUAUGCAUAUGCUGAUAUGUCGGGGUUUUUUUGUGUUAUAUUAAAGCAGUACUGAAGUCUAAGGUCAUGAUUUUUUGUUUUAAUCUGGAGAAUGUUUGUGUUUUGUUUUUAAGAUACUUAAGAUCAAAUCUUAAAGUGCAUUUCUGUUCUUUUGUUUUAUAUGACUUUAUUGUGCUUGGAAAAAGUAAAUGUUCUUAAAUUAAUGAAUUCCUGAGCUGUGUUGUGGUUAUUUAUGUUAAAUAUUCACUUGGGUCAACCCAACUAGUUUAUUUUGGGGGGGGACGGGGGUGUAUGUGUGUGUAAUAUAUAUGUUUAGAAUAAUGUACAGGUUUUGCUCUUGUGGAAAGAAAUUGGUACUUUUAUUCACCAAAGUGGCAUUCAACUGAUCACAAUGUAUAGUCAGGACAUUAAUAACAUGAAAAUUACUAUUACAACUUUCAAAAUUACUUCAAAGAUUUUUCAAUCUGCAGCAAUGACAGCUUUGCAGAUCCAUGACAUUCUAAGUUUUGUCCAGAUACUCUGGUGACAUUUCACCUCACACUUCCUGUAGCACUUGCCAUAGAUGUGGCUGUCUUGUCGGACAAUC
Molecule: messenger RNA, 2529 nt
Organism: Xyrauchen texanus (razorback sucker)
Lineage: Eukaryota; Metazoa; Chordata; Actinopteri; Cypriniformes; Catostomidae
Product: solute carrier family 52, riboflavin transporter, member 3-B-like
Exons: 4
Coding region: 320-1684 (454 amino acids)
Biological process (GO): riboflavin transport
Cellular component (GO): plasma membrane
Molecular function (GO): riboflavin transmembrane transporter activity
Source: RefSeq, a predicted model, not a curated record